UAACACAUUGUGUAAUGCAAAGGACACCAUUGCCCAACCAAAGAGGACUCUUCCCCUAAAGACUUUGUUCCUUGUAAGCCAGCAGCCAUUUGAUCCCCUGCCAGGUCUUUACCAUAUGCUAUACUCAACUAAAUUCUUGGAGUCUCUGUUCCUGCUACUUGCCUCACCCUCCACAGCGGGUCACCCAGGCAUAUUUACAGCUAUCAGAGAUAUUAUAAAUCAGCUUUUACUGACCCAGUCAGGAUUGUUGUUCCUCUCAUCCAGGCCAGAUGUUACAAAUGGAAUAGUUAGAGUACUUACCCAUACAUCGGACUACAGCAGGGAAGAGGGUGAAGAGAAUCC
This is a messenger RNA of Owenia fusiformis, 342 nucleotides long. Lineage: Eukaryota; Metazoa; Annelida; Polychaeta; Sabellida; Oweniidae. The record is from the annotation of a GenBank genome assembly.